Messenger RNA from Cydia strobilella, 1350 nucleotides. RefSeq lists its product as uncharacterized. Gene Ontology annotation, molecular function: DNA binding. The coding region runs from base 165 to 1256 and encodes 363 amino acids. NCBI's taxonomy places the organism in Eukaryota, Metazoa, Arthropoda, Insecta, Lepidoptera, Tortricidae. The record is from RefSeq and is a predicted model, not a curated record. The transcript is spliced from 4 exons.
UGUAUGAUUUAAAGUAGUUUUGUCCUCAUUCUCAAUCAGUACUUAAGCCUUUUUAGAAUCAUGCGUUACGAAUCCCAGCCGCGCGCCGUCAGUGCCCGGCCCGCCAUCUUGGCGUCAACGCGUUUCUCGUUAUUCUCGUUAAUAUAACCAGUUAUUUAACGAAAAUGAGUGACUCCGGUAGACGCGGGAAGAAUAUGAUUUGGGAAUACUUUGAUAAAGUGGACGAUGAAAAUAAGGAUGCAGAGUGUAAACUGUGCCAUAACAUAUUUAAUUAUAAGUCAACUUCGCAUAACCUCAAAAAUCAUUUGAGGCAUAAGCAUAACGAUAUAUAUAUGAGUAUUCCGGUGCCUGAGACACCGGGGAAGAUUAUAAAAAUGAGGAAGAACAGGUCCUCUGUAUGGGAAUAUUUUGAGGUGUUUGACAGUGAGAAGAAAGUCGCGAGCUGCAACGAGUGCCAGAGGACCAUCUCGUACAAGACCACCACGGCCAACCUCAAGACGCAUCUCCGGCGGGUCCAUGAGCAGCUGUACGCUGAGAUGGAGGGAUUGGAGGGGGAGGAGAAAGAAGUGUUCCUUGACGAAGAUGGGGACGAAUCAGACUCGCACGAUGACGUGUGGAGCUUCUUCGAGCGCGCGGGCGGUGAGGCGCGCUGCGCUGUAUGCCGCGCCAUGGUCCCCAUAUCCGCGCUGCGCACUCACCUGAAGAACAAUCACCCUAAACUAGUUGAUAUUGUGGAAUCGGAGGAGGAGACAGCAACAGUGACGAAUAACGCUCAAGAAGACGUUUACACCGAAGUUGUAUACCUUGAACACGAAGAGAGCCCUAAAAGAGCUCCAAAACCUAUCGAAAAACCAAUAAAACCAAAACAAUACAUAGAAAGACGCACCAAAAAGCGAAGAAUAAGCUCCUCUUCCGACGACGAGCCAUUAAAAUACAAGAAAAAAAGAAACGACGAUGAAAUCGAGCAAUUUGGAAAAUACAUAACAUGCUUACUGAAAAAAAUGCCUCAAGAUACUAGUAUGGAAUUGCAAAUGGAAAUUGUGAAUUUGAUAAUGAAAAAACAGUUGGAGCAAAGGAAAAACGAAACGUUAGUUUUGGCGGCAAGGGAAAGCAAGAUGGCCGUCGAAACUGCCGAUGGCGGGUGUCAAACUGCGUUUGAGAUUAAAAUUAGUGAUGAGAAGAGUUUAAGCAAUGGAUAUUCGUAUAGUAUUGAGAAAAUUGUGAAUGAUGAAACGGUGUUGCAGAGUAACGUAUAAAACUAAUGAAUAUAGGUUAAUACAAAGUAUUAACGAGCCAAGUUUUUUUACAUAUCUUUGUAUGUAUUUUUUUUAUUAAAAUUAAAUGUUCUGC